AUGUCACUGCGGCGUAGUGUGGAGCGAUUUAUGUCGCGCGCCUACUCGCGCAAGGGCGUGGCGUCAGGGCUGCUCUUUUGGACCGUUUUGGCUCUCGUCCUCGCCGGCACAUUCGUCGUCUCCAACAUUCCGCUGGGUCUUUACACGCCGACAAUUGGCUUCCAGGAUAGAAAGCACCGCGUGCCUCCGCCGCAGAGUAUCCCGUCCACACCCCGCAUCCCAGCCGGCGAUGGCAUCUUGCGUGCGCAUAACCAACGCAUCAUCGCCAUCGGGGACCUGAACGGUGACAUUGACCGCCUACGCAACAUCCUGCGUGCUGCAAAUGUGCUAGUGAAGGAUGAGGACACCUGGCGGGAGGGGUGCACCGAUGUUGUGGUGCAGCUGGGCAACGUCGUGGGCCAUGGUCCCGAUGUUCCACAGAUGAUGCAGCUACUUUCGGAGCUCAAGCCCCAGGCUCUCGCCUCUGGUGGUCGCCUCAUUACACUGAGUGGAGACCACGAGCUGCUCGCCCUUUCCGGGGCCGUGGAAAACGCGCAUCCGCGGCUACUGAACCUGUCCGCCGGCAGUGUCGGUUUACGCUACCUCUACGGCCCUGACGGACGCUACGGGCGCAUGAUGAUCGAGGAGAACUUAGCUGUGGCGGUAGUCUCGGACAUCGUGUUCGUGCAUGGUGGGCUGACCGCCGUACAUGGCCGUCUCGGUGUCGACCAACUCAAUGCCGCGUGGUUUGAGGGGGCUUCGUCGACGAGCUUGGCGAAGAACCCCUUUCAUGACAAACAAAGCCCGUUGUGGGACAGCAGUAUCGUGCAAGCGGCCAUGAGCGGCGACUGUGGUCCUCUCUCUGCCGGCAUCGCGGCACUUAAGAGAAAGGAGAGGAUUGACAUCAAUUUAAUGGUGGUGGGCCACACACCCAUGAAGGGCGGGAUGGUUGGCACCUGGUGUGCCGGCAAGCUCAUGACGAUCGACGUCUCCAUGAGCCGCUACGUCAAGAGUGGCGGCUAUGAGGCGUUCCUCAGCUUCCAUCCCAUGGUGAAAAGGAUUAAGGGGAGGCGGAGCAUUCUAGACACCAAAGAGCGCCUUCAAAUUCACUACCCACUCGGCGCCGGCGUGUCUGUGAAGCUCAAUAUUACAGAGGCUUAA
Molecule: messenger RNA, 1140 nt
Organism: Leishmania braziliensis MHOM/BR/75/M2904
Lineage: Eukaryota; Euglenozoa; Kinetoplastea; Trypanosomatida; Trypanosomatidae
Exons: 1
Coding region: 1-1140 (379 amino acids)
Molecular function (GO): hydrolase activity
Source: RefSeq, a predicted model, not a curated record